Poecilia reticulata (guppy) is the source of this 2856-nucleotide messenger RNA. It is a transcript of the gene dlgap5, whose product is annotated as discs, large (Drosophila) homolog-associated protein 5. NCBI's taxonomy places the organism in Eukaryota, Metazoa, Chordata, Actinopteri, Cyprinodontiformes, Poeciliidae. Gene Ontology annotation, cellular component: cytoplasm; spindle pole centrosome; nucleus. The record is from RefSeq and is a predicted model, not a curated record. Gene Ontology annotation, molecular function: microtubule binding. Gene Ontology annotation, biological process: kinetochore assembly; signaling; regulation of mitotic cell cycle.
UAUGUUUCUUAAAUUAGGUUGCGUUCACUGUGUUCGUUGGGCUCGUUCGGAUUUUAGAUUUUAAGUUGCUAUUUCGUAAAGAAGACACGGUUCUUGCGCAUUAUUCUUAGAGAGAACAUCAGAUCUCUCAAAAAUGGAUUCUCGAUUUGCUGACCUUCGGCGGCGAGACUCGAGCGUGUCAAUGCUCCGAGUGAAGCAGUCACGCCGGAGAUCUCAGUGCCAAAAAGAGAACCGGGAGCGGAUGGUGAACACUCGCAGGCAGCUGGACAAACUGCCAGAAGCGGACGCGUCUUCCCUGGACGUCUCCACGGUGACUACCAACAUAUCCACUGUUCAGGAGAAGACACGGAUCAAGGCCACACCAGCUAACGUUGCAGCAGUAGACAGGCUGAAGCGGCUGCAGAACUGGAAAGAGCAGAAGGAGCUGAAGAAGGAAAAGGAAAAAAGAGAGAGGGAGUCAAAAAGAGUGUUCAAGAUUGGCCUCUAUCAACCCAAAGACACGCUCAGUCUUGCUCCGCUACCUGCUGUCCCUUCUGCUGCCUCCAGACCCAGAGAGAGAAAGGUGAACGUAGCUCCACCCCAGAGCAGCAGAGUCACUCGCUCCAUGAAACAGCCCCAGCAGGAACCACAGAGGCCUCUGGCGAUGCAGCAUCAGAACACUCGAGCAAACAAAGUCCAGCCGUGCGCUGAGCGCCCGGCCAGGAGCUGUGCUGCUGCCCUCAAACCCUCCACUGCCACCAAGACCAGUGCAGGCUGUCCUGCUGCGUCAGGGCCAGGCGGCCGAGCGUUAUCGACCAGAUCGGCCAACAGGCCUCCGGUUACUAAAGCUCAGGCUGAGGUGAAAGACAAUCCUAAGGCCAGAGAAGGAAGAACCACUAGGAACAGAGCAGUUGUCAACCCUCUACCGCCCUCGUCUGGAGAAAGAAGGAACUGUAAAGGCACCACAGUCCAGCCUGCUGAGCACAAGGAGGAACAAGAGAAAUCAGUUUGUCCUUCACACCCCACGCCUGGCCCUGAGGACAGAGCCAUGGUGGUGAGCUCAGCUCCAGAGGAAGCUGCUCCUGCUCCGGGUUCUGCUGCUCCUGCUCCGGGUUCUGCUGCUCCUUCAUUUGCUCCAGACGGCUUUGUCUUCCAGGCCCCUGCCGGCCUGUCGGCCUUCAAGUUUGAGCCUCUCACCCCCCGAUCAGCAGACGCCUUCCUCACUCCAAGUCCCAGUUUCAGUCUCCCACCAGCCCCAGUGUUCAGUGAUGAACCUCCAGCUGAGCCUGGAGAGCCUCCAGGCCACUCUCCUCUCCGCAGCGCCUCGACCUCUGUCAGCCCGCAUGAGUCAAAGCAUGAUGUGCCCUACUUCAGAUCAGAAAUGUCCAUCGAGACGGACAGACUGACAGACCUUUGUUUCCAUUGGGAGUCCAAAGUGGAGGACGAGACCAUCCCAGAGGAGAUGAGAGACCAAAUGCGCACAGCAGUAGGCCAGGCGAGGCUGCUGAUGAAGGAGCGCUUCAACCAGUUCAGCGGCCUGGUGGACGACUGCGAGUUUAGCCGCGGAGAGAAGGUCACCACCUUCACCGACCUGCAGGGCUUCUGGGACAUGGUGUACUUCCAGGUGGAAGACGUCAACAGGAAGUUUGAUGCCCUGCGAGAAGCAGAGGGCCGCGGCUGGUUGGAGGAACUGAAGCCGCCCCCAAGACAGAGGAGAGUGGUGAAGAAAAUGUCGGCCGCUCCCACCAAGCUGACGGGAAACAAAGCUGCGGCCAAGUCUCGCCUGGCGGCGGUGAAAGCUGCCAUGAAAGCCCGGCAGCAGGCAGCUGAGGCAGAGAAGGCAAAGGACACAGGGGCUGCUGCUGGCAGGCAGGAGCCACUGGGAGGUCUCUCCCAGCUGGAGAGCCCAGCCAGACCAUCAACCCGGCGAUCCAGCCGCCUGAGCGCAGCGGCGUUGCCCCAGACGGCGUUGACCCAGGCUUCCCCCGCAGCAGCUUACCCCUCACCCAGGAGAGUCACCCGCCGGUCCCUUGCAUUGACCCAGACCCCUGUUCCUGCUCCUCCCGCUCAGCCUGUCCACUCUGCACAGAAACACCUGGACUACAAAUCCCAGCAAGAAGCUCCUCAGGCCUCCCAGAACCAGAACGUUUCUCUCUGCUUCUCCCCUGUGAAGGAAGUUACUUCAGACGAGCCCCAGAACCAGACGAGUCCCAACCUGCAGUCUGAACAGGAAACGGUGUCGGAAGACCUUCCAACUCUUUCUGUGGACAACAAACCCUGUGAUGUCAUCAGUGCCAGACUUUCUCCGUCUCCAUGUCAAACAGCUGCAGUCCAACCACCAUCCCGUUCCCCCUCCGAUCAGGUUCCCAUGGAGACCCAGCCGCCCAGCUCUCCCACUCCAGAUGCUUCAGUAGUUGAGGAAAUUCCUGGUUUGGACUUUGAACGUUAUUUCAAGCCGUCGCAGAGAUGCAGUAUGUCACUGGGGGACACUGUUGCCAUAGAGCUGUCACCAUCUAUGGGAGCGGAUGUAGAAAUGAAGAGUCCUGAAGGACAACCUGAGGAGCUGCUUGCUCAUCUAGAGCCGGCACUCUCAGCGGUGUCUUCAGUGUUCACUCCUCAAUCACCUCAGGUGCAGACUGCGCAGUCGGCCCUGCUGCUCUUCACCCCGGACCCGAAGGACCGGAUUCGUCAGUCCACCUGUUCAAGUGACCUCAUGGUCUUCACCCCUCCAAACGUAUAAAAGCUUCUCUUACAUUGUUCUGUUUUGACUUAAAUGUGUUCAUCUGUUUAAAAAAGAAAAUCUGAGUCAUUUUUUUCAAAUUUGGUAGAAAAUAUUUCUUUUACUUCUUUUGAAUUAAACGUUGUGUUUGCAAACUG